CAAUUCCCCUCCCCUCCGCGCCGGGCAGGACAGCAGGCAGGCGGCUGCCGAGCGCCUGGGCGCCUUUGUAGCGGUGCCGUCGCUUCCCCGGCCUGCCGAGCGCGCCGCGAUGCUGCGCCCUCGGACGCCGCGCUCGGAGCAGCACUGACGGCGCGCACCAUGAAGGAGCUGCCCGGCGCCUCGCUGCAGAAGGCUUGCCGCCUGCUGGUCAUCUUCUGCGUCCUCCACCUCCUGGCCGUCGUCCUCUACUGCUUGGCCGGCAGCACGCUCAGCUUCCAGUGGAGCCUGGAAGCGGCGGCGCCCCGCGGCCCGGCGCCCUCUCGGAAGGACCCCGCGGCCCCGGCGCCCAAUGCCUCCAAGCCGGACGCCUCUUGCCCCGAGCCUUCUCCGCAUCUGGUUGGCCCUUUGCGUGUGGAGUUUUCGCUGACUGUGGAUUUGAAGAAAGUGGCAGAGGACAACCCAGAAGUCAGGGAAGGAGGACGCUACGCCCCAAAGGAAUGCAGAGCGCUUCAGAAAGUGGCGCUUAUCAUCCCGUUCAGAAAUCGAGAUGAACACUUGAAAUACUGGCUGUAUUAUCUUCAUCCAAUCCUUCAAAGGCAGCAGCUUGAUUAUGGUAUAUAUGUAAUUAACCAGGGUGGAGAAGCAACAUUUAACCGGGCAAAGCUUCUGAACAUAGGCUUCACAGAAGCUUUGAAAGAAUACGAUUAUGACUGCUUUGUAUUCAGCGACGUUGACCUAAUUCCUAUGGAUGACAGAAAUAUAUACAAGUGUUACAGUCAGCCCAGGCACCUCUCUGUGUCGAUGGAUAAAUUUGGAUUCCGCUUGCCUUACAAUCAGUAUUUUGGAGGAGUGUCUGCUUUGAGCAAGGAGCAGUUCCAAAAAAUCAAUGGCUUUCCCAAUAAUUAUUGGGGCUGGGGUGGUGAAGAUGAUGACAUUUAUAACAGGAUUGUUUUCAAAGGCAUGAGAAUCUCCCGCCCAGAUGCUGCAAUUGGGAAAUGUCGGAUGAUUCGCCAUUCGAGAGACAACAAAAAUGAGCCCAACCCACAGAGGUUCAACAAAAUUGCUCACACAAGGGAGACGAUGAACUCUGAUGGCUUAAACACUCUGAAAUACACAGUAGAAAGAACUGAGAAAUUCCCAUUGUAUACAAAAAUCACAGUGGAUAUAGGAUCACCAAAAAGCUAGCAUGCCAGAGGUGCAACAGAAGACUUGGAGAACCCUAAACGGGGGCUGCUCAUCCUAUCAGAAUUUUAUCCCUGCUGUUUUAUUACAAUCAACAUGAAAAAAAGGAUGCCUUAUUUUGCCAUUCUGAGGCCUUUCAGUUGGAUGGACAAUUAAGAAUUUUAAUCUCAAAACUCUUGCUAUGUGUUUAAAGUUUUAAAGUUUGGAACUGUUUGUAGGAGUUCAUAAAUAUGUCAAUUUUUCAGGGAAUAGUAGUGACAUAUGGGCAAAAUCCACUGGGAAGUUUUGCUGUGCUAGCCCCAUAAGAAGGUCUGAAAGUUGCCUGAAGGCACCAUCCAUCCAUUCAUGUGGUUCCUCUGUGCCUCACUGGGGCUUGCGCAAGAGAUUUGCAUUGUGGACGGUGCCCAUUGCUUACUGCAAUGUUCUCCGCUAUAAAUAGCAGCAGCACAAACUUGGGAAAUACUUCUGCUUUAAAAUGGAUGGUGUAUUAUGCAAUUAUGGGCCAUUUCCCCCCAUUCAAUUUUAAAAUUGGGUAAUAUUUAUGAAAAUUCAGUGCUGUGGUUACCGUAUGAAGGACUGGAAAAUGCUGCUAAAAUUGUUUUUGAGUUUACCUCUUUUGAUACAGCUCCCCAUUCUUGCAGACAGGAUUGUUCUUGUCUUCAUAGCUAUUGAAACACCUAAAAAGAAAAAAGAGGGAAGAGAAAUAGGAUUAUCAAAAAAGGGGGGGCUUUGAUUCUGUUCUGCUGGCAGAGGGAAUUUUAAUAUCUUGGCUCUCUUUUUCCUGAAAAGUGUCUUUGCGUGACAAAAAUAUUUAGGCUCUGACUCUGAGAGCAAAGUUCUCAACCCAGUUAUCUGUUUGACGUGGGUUUCUGUCCACCACAGGGAAAAAGCACAGUGAACUGGAUCCGAAUGGAUCUUUCUAGCCUCCUUGAAGUUGAUCUUGAAGUUCUCCUUCUGUCUUGGGGCAAACUGAAUGGUUAGAGAGAUCCCAAUACGCAUGCUAUAGUCCGGAGAUCAUGCAGUGCUUUCUCCCUGCAGUGAGGGAAAGAGGUAGGGGGCAGAAUGCAAGCCUGAGACUUGGGGCCAAACAUAUGAGUUGUGGCCCAUGGACACACAAAAAGCAUUCCACGUGCAUUUUGCCCUGUUAAAAAUUCACUUGCUUACCUGAGUCAGUCCAUCUGUGUGUUGUGUUAGCAUUCCUCUUGUGAGCACACUCAGCCUCUUCUUGAUCACUGGCAAACUACUGCCACACUUGAAUGAAUGGGCCAGGUAUUGCUCAAGGUAAGUGCUUCUCAAAGCCUGAGGAGCACUGCCUUGUGUAUUGGAAGGUCAGGCAACAUUCACUGUGCUUCCCAGUUUGCGGUAUGGGCUUGCCUCUAGAAGCACGCAAAGUAGCAGUGUGUGCAGCGCAGCCAAAGAUUUCGCAAGCCAACAAAGCCCAUUUCCAUUUGUAAGGCAGCGGCACCUAUACAAAUAGGUAGGAUUUCAGGGAAGGCGCAGCAAUAGAUGGACUAAGGACCUGGGGUUCACUAAAUAAACAGAAACUCUAUGAAAGCACCUUAUUAAGCAGCGAGUAGGAAUUUGCCACUCUUUGGGGGGGCGGGGGGAGGUUGGCUGCACUAUGCAGCUUGGGUCUAGGCUGCUUCUGUAGUCUGUAGCAGUGGAUGAACCAAUCACUUGUGGUGUAACUCCCUGGCUUGAGGUCAGUGGGCCUACAAAGCGUCAUUGUCAAUGAUGCCUGUAAGUCCUUGACAUUGGGGGGUUUGGAAUGACUUGCAUAAGUACCAUUUCUUGAUUGCCUUAUGCGUGUAUGCUGAAUUUCAUAUUCCUUUUUUACUGUUACAAUGCAAUCUGUUUCUCACUGAGGAAUGGCAAAAGGUCUGUAAUUCUGGGUUCAUAAGGUAGCCUCUCUUUUUUUAAAAAAAAAAAUAUUUUGUCAGAUACGUUUACUAUUCUAAGGACUAAAUACUGUAUAAAUGUCAAACAAAAAAAAUUAUUUUCUUUCUUGCAAUGUUGUAUGUUAAAACGUGAAAUUCGCUGUUUUUAAUUUUUGCAACAUGUUAUUGAAAAGUUUGCAGGGGGUUGUAUAUAAAACCUAAUAGCAUGUUAACACCAUCAAUACAAGCUGCAGGCAAAGUCACAUUUAAACCAGACUAAAAAGGGGGUUUGUGCACUUUGAUUUGUAUAAACCAUCCUUGUGGUGCUGGUGUGCUCCUUAAAAAGGUGGCCUUUUUAGUAUAUUGCUUGAGGAGAUAAAGACAUCUCCUAAAAUAUUUUUGUGAAUUCUCAAAAUGUCCGUCUGGAUGCCUUUGAAACUCAGGUCCUGUUUGGAUGUUGUGUUUUCUCCCUGCUCUCUCUGUACUGUCUGUGUGGAGAGGUGACACGAUUGCAGUGCUGUUAGGUUACAAAAUUUAGAAUCAUAGGCUCAGAUUCUGACAUUCUGGAAGAAGUAUCUAGUUCCCACUGGGUCCUGUGAAUGCUUUUGAGCACGCCAGGACCCAGUGGCGUAGCGUGGGGGGUGCAGGGGGGGCCGGCCAGCAUCUGGGGGUUAGGGUUACAGGGCGCAAAUCCACGGGUUAGGGGGCGCAAAUUACUUGCCUUGCCCCGGGUGCUGACAACCCACGCUAUGCCACUGACAGGACCUUCUUAGGACUCCAUAAAUGAAUGAGGAUGGGCUUUAACUUUAGCUUUCUGCUGCACAGCCUCCUAUUUCUGUGGAGGCACAUAAGUCAAUUCACCUCAUUUUAUGCCUUGUAUAUAGAAGCAUAAACAAGGCAGAGACUUGCGAGACCUUAUAAAGACCAACAAUUUUUAUUAUGCCAAUAAGCUUCUUGUGGAGAGCUUCAUCGGAUGCAUGAAGUAUAAUUCUGAAUUGGCAAGCAGUUUCCACGUUCCUCAGCAAUCUCCCAGUAUCUCCUCGGGCGACAGCAGCAGUCGCUGCUGGAAUACUCACUGUUCCUCACGUCCAACCUAGUUUUAAAAGGAUGGGGCCCUUAACCUGCUUUCCUGCCCUCUUGUAACCUUUGGACUUUUCCAUUCCACUUCCUCAGCUGUGUUGCCAAAGGAAAGCUACCCACAAAUCAUCUAGUCUUGGACAAAUUGAGAUGGAGAUCUGCUGCUGUCACUAUAAGUUCUGCUGCUGCGGGAAGAAAAUAUGCUGGUGGAAUUCUGUUCUGCAAAGCCAACUUGCCUGUGCUUGGAGACUGAUCCUCUGCUCUGCAGUCAUCUACCACGCUUCUCCAACUCAUCCUCUUGCACUGAGGCUAUUCAGCCAUGUGAGGAACAGCAACCAUUCUUUGCUGGCUGCGGCUGAUGGGAGUUGUAGUCCAAAAUAGCUGGAAGGAAAAUAUUAUGGGCUUCUCUCCUCCCUCACCCCAAAUCUCCAUGGCUCCUCUCUCACUCUGUAAAUCACAAAAAGAAGUGAAUAUCUAAACCAGGCAACCUUGCCUUUACUCAAGAGCAGGAUCCCCCUGGUCAUUUGAGAGAAUCUUUUUUCAAGAUUAAAUAUCUCUGAGGGGAUCUCAUGCGUAGUCAUUAAUUUCUCUUCACAGUGAGAAGAGUUGAGGAAAGGAGGGUACAACCCUGUUCUAUGGAGAAUGUUGUUCAAACAGGUCCUGAGUUUCCUAACUUGAAGAGGUUUUGACUUAUUCUAAUUGGAUAAUUAAGGGGGGGAGGAAUACAAAGAAUUGAGCCCUUUUUUAUUUAGCUGGUAAUGUGUGUGUGUCUUUCUUUCAUUCAUGCAUGUUGGGUUUAACUUCUUUAUUUAUUUCAACAUACUGAGCCAAAUGCUUAGCCUUUUACUAUUGGGCGUGUGGGAAGAGGGCAGAACAACUAUAUAUCUGUAAUUGGAAGUGUAUGUCUUCCUCUCGUUUUAAAUAUGCUCACUUGUGUUUGGAGUUGACUGCGAACACUCUGGAAUGUGCCUUAAUUAAGAAGUAACCAGGGAUUUAUUUUUUUUAAGUCAAUCAAACGUUAGGUGCAUUUUGAACCAAUAUGUCUGUUCAGGUAUUUCUUAUAGUGGGCAUACAUCUUGUUAUAGUAAUUGACUUGGGUUGUUCUACAACCCUUUCACCUAAGUAUUUGGGGAGGAAUCCAUACUGUGCAUGGAGCAUUUCCCUGAACCCUGAUAGCAAGCAGCCCCAGAAGAAAUGAGUGGGCUGGGGUCAGUUAGGGAAGCAAGAGUAUUGAAUGCACACACUAGCACCACAGCCUAGCUCAGACAUACUUUUUCUUUGCAGUGGUGGUGCAGUGCACCCAUAUAUACCCAAGACAUUUGCAUCCGCACCAUACAUUCAAAGCACCAUUACACUACUUGGAACAGACGGGGAGAACCCCAAGAACUGUAUCAGAGAAUCAGAAAAUUGUAGAGUUGGAAGGGACUCCGGGGAUAAUCUUGUCCAACCCCCUGCGAUGCAAGUCCGCAGCUCUCCCAUACGGGGAUCGAACCUGCAAUCUUGGCGUCAUCAGAACCACGCUCUAACCAAACUGAACUAUCCAGGCUGACUGUAGUUCAAGGGUUUGGGGAAACUAGCUCUGUGAGGCCAGCACCCUUCACAAAACUACAGUUCCCAGUCCAUGUCUGUUAAAGAGGUAUGAUACUAUUUUAAAUGUAUGGUGUGAAUAUGGUAUCGUUUAUGAGGAAGAAAUACCAGUAAUUCACUUUCCAAGUAAUAUGAACCAGGCCUUGGAACCUAGCUGUAUGCAUCAGUAUGGUGGGUUUUUUAAAAGUUAUGGAAAAUAGUGCCUCCCUAUUAUUUUAAUGUAUCCAGUAGUUAAGGAAACUAAAAAAAAACCAACCAACCCAUGCCUUUUGUUGAAAUAACCAGUCUUUUAGCUCUGCGAGAGCUACUGGGAUGCCCACCCUCCAGAUAUAAAAUUGCUCUUUCUGGAAAUUUCUAGUCUUUCUUCCUCAGAAAGCAGGUAUGUAGGUUACAUAUUGCAAGCUGGAAACACAAUAGUUUUUAAGAGACUUAAAUAUUAAGCACAUAAGAAGGAUCGUGCUGGAUCAGGCCAGUGGUUCAUCUAGUGCAGUAUCCUGCGCUCACAGGAUACGUGUGGGGAAAAACUAAAGCAUGUUGUUUGCGAAACACUUUGCUUCCCACAGCAUAAGCACAUAUUCUUUUUGUCCCACUGUUCUACCUGCUUAGGUCAGUUUUUUGGGGUUUGGGGAGUGAUAGAGGCACCCACCCCCCCAAAAAAAAUUUAAAGCAUGGUAAAAUUGGGCAGAGCAUGCACACACCUCUUUCACACUGCCUUUAACUCUCAGAAUAAAUUGCCAUCUCUCUCCGGCUUCACUGGACUUUGGAAGGCAUUUAAAAACCCUGUCCAAAUCUGGUCUAGGAUGUCGUUAGGGGGAGUGGGCACAUUCGUACUAUGCAAGCAACUUUUAAGUUGCACAUCAUAAAUAGCUUUGUUGUGUGUUUUUUUCUUAUUUGUGUGAAGAUCGGGGGGGGGGGUCAUAGAAACCACAUUGAAUUACCUGAGAAUACGUUUUAGCGCUCUCAGCUUCAAAGGUUUUGACGAAAGUGCCUUUAAAAUAUGUUCAUAGCAAGGGGGGGCGUGGCAGGGGGAGGAAUUGCUCCACAGAGCAGCAUUUGAUAAAUUAGCAUUGCUGUGGCUUGGUGACUUAUUUUUUUGCAAGAAACUACAUUAAAGACAUUGUAAACAAUAAAAGUUGGUGUUUUUAAUU
Molecule: messenger RNA, 6871 nt
Organism: Podarcis muralis (Common wall lizard)
Lineage: Eukaryota; Metazoa; Chordata; Lepidosauria; Squamata; Lacertidae
Source: RefSeq, a predicted model, not a curated record